Molecule: messenger RNA, 1457 nt
Organism: Neopelma chrysocephalum (saffron-crested tyrant-manakin)
Lineage: Eukaryota; Metazoa; Chordata; Aves; Passeriformes; Pipridae
Product: D-threo-3-hydroxyaspartate dehydratase-like
Exons: 5
Biological process (GO): D-serine catabolic process
Molecular function (GO): D-serine ammonia-lyase activity
Source: RefSeq, a predicted model, not a curated record
AUCCCGGCCGUGCAGGAGGUCGCCAGGGACACCACCAACGCCGUGCUGGCCUUUGUCACCAGGCUGCGGCAGGAGGGGAUCCCGUGUCCCGAGGCCACCAUCGGCUCCACCCCGUCCUGCAGCCACCCGGUGCCGGAGAUGUCGCAGCUCACCGAGGUGCACCCGGGCAACUACCUGUUCUACGACCUGCAGCAGACCCAGCUGGGCUCGUGCCGGCCGGAGGAGGUGGCGAUCCGCGUCCUCACCAGGGUGGUCGGGCACUACCCCCACCGCCGGCAGCUGCUGGUGGACUGUGGGUGGGCGGCCCUGAGCCUGCACGGCCGCGACCGGGGACCCCCGGGCUGCGCCGCCGUCGAGGGGCACCCCCAGCUCAGGCUGGUGGGGCUGACCCAGGAGCACGGGCAGGUGGAGGCCGUGGAUGGGGAGCUGGAUUUCCAGAGGUUCCCGGUGGGAAGCACCUUGGCGCUCAUCCCGUACCACGCCUGUGCCACGGCCGCCAUGCACCCCGUGUACUUCGUCCACGCCGGGGGGAAGGUGGUGGAGCUCUGGCACCCCACCCGUGGGUGGUGAGGAGAGACGAGAGGGACCAGGGGGAUGUGCCCACACCGAGACCCUGCAGCCACAUGGAGACCCUGCACCGAGACCCUGCACCCAGGAGACCCCGUUCCUUCACCAAAACCUGGCACCCACGAGACCCUGUACCCACACCAAGACCCCACACCCACACUGACACCCUCAUCUAGACCCUGCACCCACAUCAAGACCCCUCACCCUCAUUGAGACCCCACAUCAUGAGACCCCACACCAAGACCCUGCACCCUCUCUAGGACCCCACACCCACAGUGAGAUCCUUAACCCACACCAAGCCCUGCCACCAUGAGACCCUGUGCCCUCACCAAGAUCCCACACCCACGCCGUGACCCCACGCCCACGAUGAGAUCCCACGCCCUCCCCAAGCCCCCUCAUCCGUGAGACCCCGUGCCCACACUGACGCUCUGCACCCUCAGCAAGACCCCACGCCAAGAUCAGGCACCCAGGAGACCCCACACCCUGGAGACCCCAAACCCACACCGAGACCCUGCACCCUCACAAAGACCCCGCACCCACAAUGAGACCCCACACCCAUGAGACCCCCUCAUCGAGACCCCGCACCCACGCUAAACCCCUGUGCCCACGGCAGCGUCCUGCACCCACCACACCGGGGGGCUGCACCCACGGCAGGGGCCAUAUCGGGGUCCCACCUACAGACCCUGCACCCACCCCAAGGCUGUGCACCCGCGCUGGGGUCCCGCACCCGCGUCAGGGUCCUGCACCCACAGCAAAACCCUGCACCCACGCCAAGGUGGGAUGCUGCACCCACUCCACCACCCCGCACCCACCCCAAGACCCCCCACCCGCGUCGGGACGCUGCACCCAGCUGAGACCCUGUGCCCACCCCAGGGCGCUGUGGCACCACC